AUAAAUAAAAACAAUAUUUCUGGUCAUAGAGAUCCCUCCCUUAUUUCUGUUAUAUUUUUUGUUUUUCAGCUGCCCGCCCCUCUCUCUCUCUCUCUCUCUCUCUGUGUAUUCAGGGAACUCAGAAGAGCACUUGUUACUCUUCUUCUUCUCUGUACCACAAAGAAAAGGCACUUUUAACACCUGAUGCAGAGACUGGAUAGAGACUGAGAUCGAAUGCCACCGUCUUCUUCUACUGUUCAAUCUGCUCUGAUUCUUCAUUUUUAGAUUUGCAUUUCUUUCUUCUCCUUCUUGUGAAUCUGUUUGUCUAUUUAUUCGAUUUUAACUAUCUGUAAAGCCAGAGAUGGUGGCGUCAGCUUCUUUCUCAUCUCCGCUGUGCACGUGGCUGGUGGCGGCGUGCAUGUCCGUCACGUGCGAGAAGGAAAAUUGGACCAGCCUACACGCGUUUCAUUCAUCUCCACCGGGGAAUAGACUCAGUCGCUGGGCUCGCAGAAGAAGGGCUCUUCUCUCUAAAUAUAACUGCGGUAGCUCUGCUGUUGCUUCUACCUGCUCUAAGUUUAUUUCCCAAGGUUUGUCCUCUUCCUUCUCUGGAUCCAGCUUUCAAGGAUUGAUGACUUCUUGCUUGGCUUUUGAGCCUUGUAGUCACUACUACAGCUCCAAUGGCCUUUUUGGAUCCAGAAAUCUCAAUCGCAAGAACCGAAGACUUAAUCGCCCUCCUCAUUCUGGCGAAGUCAUGGCAGUAGCCGUGCAACCUGAAAAGGAAGUUGCAACAAAGAAUAAACCUGUUACGAAGCAAAGGCGAGUGGUUGUGACAGGUUUGGGUGUUGUGACACCCCUUGGUCAUGAUCCGGAUGUAUUCUACAACAAUCUUCUUGAUGGAGCUAGUGGCAUAUCUCAGAUAGAGGCUUUUGACUGUUCCCAAUUUCCAACGAGGAUUGCUGGUGAGAUUAAGUCUUUCUCAACUGAGGGAUGGGUUGCACCAAAAUUGUCCAAGAGAAUGGAUAAAUUCAUGCUUUACAUGCUUACUGCUGGCAAAAAAGCCUUGGCUGAUGGUGGUAUCACUGAAGAUAUAAUGGAUGAGUUGGAUAAAACUAAAUGUGGAGUUCUGAUUGGCUCUGCAAUGGGUGGUAUGAAGGUUUUCAAUGAUGCACUUGAAGCAUUAAGGAUCUCAUACAAGAAGAUGAAUCCUUUCUGUGUACCUUUUGCGACUACAAAUAUGGGUUCUGCAAUGCUUGCAAUGGACUUGGGUUGGAUGGGGCCAAACUAUUCAAUUUCCACUGCUUGUGCUACAAGCAAUUUUUGCAUAUUGAAUGCAGCAAAUCACAUCAUUAGGGGCGAAGCUAAUGUCAUGCUUUGUGGUGGCUCAGAUGCAGUAAUUAUACCUAUCGGCUUGGGGGGUUUUGUGGCAUGCCGUGCACUCUCACAGAGGAAUGAUGAUCCUACAAAAGCUUCACGACCUUGGGAUAUGGAGAGGGAUGGAUUUGUGAUGGGGGAAGGAGCUGGUGUUCUCCUUUUAGAAGAACUAGAACAUGCUAAGAAAAGAGGUGCAAAUAUCUAUGCGGAAUUUCUUGGAGGAAGCUUCACCUGUGAUGCCUAUCAUGUGACUGAACCACGUCCUGAUGGAGUUGGUAUCACUCGCUGUAUAGAGAAGGCACUAGCUCAAUCUGGGGUAUCUAAGGAGGAUGUAAACUACAUAAAUGCACAUGCUACAUCCACCCCAGCUGGUGACCUUAAAGAGUAUGAAGCUCUCAUGCGCUGUUUUGGCCGAAAUCCUGAUUUGAGAGUGAACUCCACAAAGUCCAUGAUUGGCCAUCUACUGGGAGCUGCUGGUGCUGUGGAAGCUAUUGCAGCAAUACAGGCUAUACGGACAGGAUGGAUUCAUCCAAACACCAACCUGGAAAAUCCAGAUGAAGGCGUGGACAUUAGUGUUCUGGUUGGCCCAAAGAAAGAGAGAUUGGAAGUUAAGGUUGCAUUGUCUAACUCAUUUGGGUUCGGAGGCCACAACUCAUCAAUACUUUUUGCGCCGUACAAGUGAUAUAAGACUACCUCAACCUUGCUGUAUUAAUGCAAAAGGUGACUGGUUGGACAGAUUAUCAGGAGAGGGAUGAGCCAUCUAGCCCCAGUGGAUGGUGAAAGGAGAAUAUUCAGAGUCAAGGAAGUGGAAAUACGUUAAGCUUCAAUUGUUGUAGGAGUUCUCUCUUCAGUGGGGCUUGGUCAACUGCUGAACCACAAAAUCCCCAGUGAUAGGUAGGGUUGUUUAAUUUUACAUGUACAAGUAGAAUACUGAUCGUGUUUAAUUAGCCAAUUGUAAUGAAUUUUGAGCUGGCAGUUGGCUAGGUUACACUAAUGUAAUGGUGGUUUAUGAGCAUACUUCCAUUUUGUUUCA
Manihot esculenta (cassava) is the source of this 2383-nucleotide messenger RNA. RefSeq names its product 3-oxoacyl-[acyl-carrier-protein] synthase II, chloroplastic. Gene Ontology annotation, molecular function: 3-oxoacyl-[acyl-carrier-protein] synthase activity. Gene Ontology annotation, biological process: fatty acid biosynthetic process. The coding region runs from base 341 to 2032 and encodes 563 amino acids. Lineage: Eukaryota; Viridiplantae; Streptophyta; Magnoliopsida; Malpighiales; Euphorbiaceae. The record is from RefSeq and is a predicted model, not a curated record. Gene Ontology annotation, cellular component: chloroplast stroma. The transcript is spliced from 14 exons.